Molecule: messenger RNA, 1527 nt
Organism: Exophiala oligosperma
Lineage: Eukaryota; Fungi; Ascomycota; Eurotiomycetes; Chaetothyriales; Herpotrichiellaceae
Exons: 1
Coding region: 1-1527 (508 amino acids)
Molecular function (GO): protein binding
Source: RefSeq, a predicted model, not a curated record
AUGGCAGAAGUCGCUCCCAGGAAGAAAUCUUUUGGGUUUCUAAACCCAUUCAAGACCAAAAAUGACAGCAGUCGUUCUGGUUCAAAGGCAAAUUCAAUCUCAGACCUAUCAGUCGAAGAGCUCAAAGUCCCAGUAAAACUGAAAUCUACCAACAAACUGCGCAAAAAAUCUUCCCCAGCAGUGCCUGCCCACAGCUCUGCGGCAAAUGCAACCAAGAACAGCAUCAAACAGUCUCGACAGACGCGAAACGCUUCAUUCCCAGCAAUUUCCGUCGCAGAUGAAUGGGAAAGGGACGAGCAAACUGGUGAACGCAAAGAUCACACAGACCUGCUGCAUAGCCUGGCUCAUCGAGAGUCCGACGAGUCCCUUGCAGAGAGGACUGAACUGCUAUUUCGAAAUAUACCCUCGGUGCCGGGGUCAAGAUUCUUAUCAAGACUUCCUUCAUACGUAUGGAAACAAAUAGUGGAAUCCCUGCCACUCGCUGAUGCUGCAAGUCUGGCUCUGUCUUGCAAGGCCUUUUGCAAUCUGAUCGGUACUUCCGUCUGGACUGCUCUGAAUAAUGGCGACAAUUUCCAUGCCAAAACCGAUUUCCUCGGUCGUCUUGACAAAGAUCUCCCUGACCACCUUCUGUGUUUUUCAUGUGCCAUUUACCACGUUAGGAGUCAAAAGGGAAACGAAACGUUGCGACCGACCAACAUUGCAAAUCCUUUAUUUAAUUGUCCCAACGCAUUCAAUCUAGAGAAACGCAUUUCUCGAAACCGAUUGACGGUCGGCCGCACAUUACCAUUUCCAUUCUUACAGCUUGUGCUGAGAGCGCACAAGUACUCCGCAGAUCACGGCGUUGCGAUAGACUCGUUGGCGCGCAGAUACACAGACCGAGAUGGAGGAUGGACGCAUCAGACACGUUUUGUUGUCGUGAACAAUCACCUAUUGGUGCGCGUCAUCAGUUCAUCGUUCGCUACACCUGCACUUCCCCCGGCAGGCCUAAGGAAGCUUCUCUACUCUCACAACGAUAAUUUCAACCCAUACUUUUCUGUUUGUGCGCACUGGAGAGACGGUAAUCUCAUGCCAGCCGUUAAAUGCGCCCUCAGCCAUAUUCCGAAGCCUCCGGAUAGCGGAGGAGUGGUGGGCGUUGCAGAAAAGGUCAAGCUUCAUUUACACCCUCAAAACCCCCUGAUCACACUUUGUCCGGAAUGUCGACCAAUGCGUAGAUGUCCAGAAUGUCCGUCUGAAUAUCUCAUCGAAUUAAGGAUGCAGGAAGAUAAAAGCGACCCGCGCAAGCUCUUCAAGUAUGCCAUCGUUGUCACUCGAUGGUGCGAUCUGGGCGAUGGAUCUUCGCCGCAGAGUCCUGAAUGGUCAGCUUGUAAUGGAGAGGGUACCUUUGAUUCAUUUACGGCCCUGGGAAGGAGAGCAAUAUCAGGGGUUUUCGAGUCGCAAUUCACUGUGGACCAAAUUCCCGGUCAGAAGAUUGUGUCGAUGAAUCCAAGCAAGGAGAAGCGCGGCGAAGCAGGACAUGACUGGUACUGA